This is a messenger RNA of Cutaneotrichosporon oleaginosum, 705 nucleotides long. The record is from RefSeq and is a predicted model, not a curated record. NCBI's taxonomy places the organism in Eukaryota, Fungi, Basidiomycota, Tremellomycetes, Trichosporonales, Trichosporonaceae.
AUGGGCCAGGCCGCCGAGCUUAACCCGCUGAACGGCGCAACGACAGUCGAGCACCUCGCGACGAUCACGCACGUCGAGCCCGCGACGGCGUCGACGGAACACAUCCUCACGCUCGGCGACGCGGCGGCGAUCCUCGACGACUGCCAUGAAGGCGACUCGAUUUGCGUGAACGGCGCGUGCCUCACCGUACUCUCGUUCGACGCCGACAGCUUCAAGGUCGGCAUGGCGCCCGAGACGCUGACGCGCACCAACCUCGGCGCGCUGCGCGUCGGGGACAAGGUUAAUUGCGAGCGCGCGAUGGCCGCCAAGUCCCGCUUUGGCGGGCAUGUCGUGCAGGGCCACGUGGAUGCCGUCGCGACCAUCAAGCAGGUCGUUCCGGAUGGUGCGAGCUUGCGGUAUACGUUUGUGUUUGGCGAGGACGACGCGCGGUUCAUGCCGUAUGUCGUCGAGAAGGGAUUUGUUACCGUCGACGGCGCGAGCCUCACCCUCACCGGCGUGGAUGACCAGGAGCUGUCGUUUGGCAUCAUGCUCAUCGCCCACUCUCAGAGCAAGCUCACCCUCACCGGGAAGAAGGCUGGCGACAAGGUCAACAUCGAGGUCGACUGCGUCGGCAAGUACAUCCUUGGACACGAGAGCCGGAUGGCAGGGCUCGUUGAGCGUGUGGUUGACCGCCGGCUGGCAGAGCUUGGUCUCCUUAAGCAGUAG